Molecule: messenger RNA, 2284 nt
Organism: Ruditapes philippinarum (Manila clam)
Lineage: Eukaryota; Metazoa; Mollusca; Bivalvia; Venerida; Veneridae
Product: homeobox protein slou-like
Exons: 2
Coding region: 443-1552 (369 amino acids)
Biological process (GO): regulation of transcription by RNA polymerase II; cell differentiation
Cellular component (GO): nucleus
Molecular function (GO): RNA polymerase II cis-regulatory region sequence-specific DNA binding; DNA-binding transcription factor activity, RNA polymerase II-specific
Source: RefSeq, a predicted model, not a curated record
GACACGGCUAAUAACGAGAUAGAACGUUUGUAAAGAAAAUGAGCCACUCUAAACGAUCGCGUUUAAUGUAGUAAUAUUAGCUCGGUUAUACAGAUAUAGCAAAUAAUAUUUAUAAUUGAUGACAAUAAUAUAAUUUGUGUGGAAGGCUCCUAUCCAAAUAGUGUUUGAUAAUUGAGUUUAUACGACGGAGUUGGGUACACGAGGGUGCGGGAAUACUUUGGAGAUAUCAUAAAUAUAUUUGUACAUUAUUUACAGAAACGGGGACAAAAUGAAUCUUUAUUCGAAGAUAGUUAUGAUCUCUUAUGUGUAAAAGAAAAUGAACAUUUUAUCUGUGUAAAUUUGUACACAUUUUGGAAAAGUCAACGGAUUAUCUAUAGUGUGAGGGAACAUAGGCGUUUACAACUAUAAAAGAUUCUAUACAUACUUUUCAAUACAUAUUCAAAUGGAAAUGCCAUCAAUGGACAUUGACAAAGAAACCAUGGGUAUUCCCCAUGGAUGGAAGUACUUGGAAACAUAUCGUGCUAAUGAUAAGGAUGUAAAAUCUGUCAACAGCUCUCAACAUGAGAGUUCCACGACGAAAAUACCAGGGCAAUGUGUGGCUAGAAUAUCAAAUAAACUCUCACAGGACUUAACAAAAUGUAACCAGACAAAAUCAGCCGAAGAAAGUCUGGUGACUGGGAAAGAUGAUCGUGAUAAACAAUUAGAACUUAGACUUCACGGAAGUGUUGACGAAAAGACAAGUUUAGAAGUAGAAACCGAUUGCGGCACACACGAUAAUAAAGUGUUUAAUGAUAUAAAACACGACCAAAAUACGACUGAUAAUAACAAUGAAAAUGAUAUUGACACAAACAGAGUAAAAACAACGGCGUUUUCAGUGACUGAUAUUUUAGACCCUAACAAGUUCGUCGGUUGUCAUUCUGAACCCCGGGUCUGGCACCCUUGGCUUCGGGACGAAGGUGUUAGAGAUUACUCCAGGUCAAAUUUAGAAAUGCACAGAGAAAACAAAGAUUUAAACAAUUGCCCUGCGGACGAGAAAAUUUCCGUUGACGAUUACAAACAAGAUGGCGAUCAAACUCUUUCCGACGACGACAGCAUGGGUAAUUGUGAUAUAGAUGAUCUUUCCGACUCGGAGCACAAACUUCACGCAGACGACACUUCAAGAGGCGGGAAACCAAGACGCGCUAGGACAGCAUUUACAUACGAGCAAUUAGUGGCCCUGGAGAAUAAAUUCAAAACUACCAGAUAUUUAUCAGUUUGUGAGAGACUUAACCUCGCUCUGUCAUUAAAUCUAACAGAAACUCAAAUCAAAAUCUGGUUCCAGAACCGAAGAACAAAAUGGAAGAAACAAAAUCCGGGUCUUGACGUAAAUAGUCCCACAAUUCCACCGACCGGAAGUGCGGCAUCGUACAAUUCACCGUUCGGAAGUAUGUUGUAUACUCAUGGACUGCAUCCCUAUUUUCCAACACUAGGGUCGUAUAGUCUUUUGAAGGCAAGGACUGCUUAUGCCGGACAAUUGCCAGUAUUUCCUCAACAUUUUUCUCAAAAUGUAUGACUCUCUAUGCUCACGUGAAUAUCUUAUAUGGUAAACAAUGCAUGUUAGGUAUUGCUUGUGGGAAUAUAUAAGUAAAAUGUUGUACAUGUGCUUCUUUUGAGGGUUUAGAGGCUGAUCGUUAAAUUCAUCUGUUCAAAGUGUAAGCCACAAACUUUGUUUAACCAUAAGCACUAUUGCACAAUUAAAGUCAAUAUUUCAAGUCAGUUUAAAGUCAAAUAGUAUUUUGUUGAGGAUAUUUCAAAUCUCGCAAAAAAGGUUGUUAUGUUUGUAAACACUUGUAAUAGACCUUGAUCUGAUAAGAAUGCAAUGUACAUCGUUCCAGGCUUAUAAAAUAUAUCAAGAAUAAGAAUUCAGUUUCUGCAUUUAAAAUAUAUUUAUCGCAUUUAAGAACAAAGGGGAGUAAAUUUGGGAAACAUUAUUGCUAAUUUUCUGAAAGUUACUUUAUUGAAUGCUUUAUUGUGUAAAAGUAAAAGGGAUAGAAAGAGGGUGUCGUAUUUACAAUUUUUUUUGAUGAACCGGUAUUUACAGAUUGGACACAACUUUUAAUACUUUUCUUUUAUAUAAUUUUUACAAGCCAGUUUGUUUUAAAAUGUUAUGUAAUUUGGGUUUAAAUGUAUUGAAAUGUUUAGGUGCACAUGGGUAUGCAAGUUUUUUGAUGACUGCAAUAGAUGUCAUGAGGUUUAGUGAUUGUCAGCACUUUCUUUCUUUAUGGAAAUAAAUUAUUUAAUAUAA